Leptosia nina is the source of this 2316-nucleotide messenger RNA. Lineage: Eukaryota; Metazoa; Arthropoda; Insecta; Lepidoptera; Pieridae. The record is from the annotation of a GenBank genome assembly.
AUGCCUUUGGCUAAUGCCACGGAUCCUUGGCGAAUGCAAAAUGUUGGAGAUGUCUCGCGUGGCAUCGCCUCACAAGCAGCUAACUGUCUUCCAAUGGUUGUCGAAAACUCAGGGUCCCGACAGACCUCCACAACAGAGAGUCUCGAAUCAACUGUGUCAAAUGCUAGUGAUCUGAGUUUUGAAAGAGAAGUUGAAUUGCAAGAUGUAGUAAAAGAAGGUCAUGAGAAGGCAGAUCCAUCGCAGUUUGAACUACUGAAAGUUCUGGGUGAGGGGUCAUUUGGGAAAGUGUUUUUAGUGCGGAAAGUUAGUGGUCCUGAUGCUGGUACAUUAUAUGCUAUGAAGGUUCUUAAAAAGGCAACCUUAAAAGUAAGAGAUCGCGAACGCACAAAAAUGGAAAGGAACAUUCUUGUAGAAAUGGGACAUCCAUUUAUAGUUAAACUACAUUAUGCAUUUCAAACUGCAGGAAAACUAUAUUUAAUACUAGAUUUUUUAAGAGGCGGUGAUCUCUUUUCAAGGCUUAGUAAAGAGGUAAUGUUUACGGAAGAGGAUGUGAAAUUCUAUUUAGCUGAAUUAGCAUUAGCAUUAGAACAUGUGCACAAAUUGGGGAUAAUAUACAGGGAUCUCAAGCCUGAGAAUAUUUUGUUAGACGCUGAUGGACACAUAGCUCUCACCGAUUUUGGUUUGUCUAAGCUACCACCGAGUAGUGACAAAGCUUAUAGUUUUUGUGGCACAGUUGAGUAUAUGGCACCCGAAGUAGUUAACAGAAAGGGGCACACAUUUGCUGCAGAUUGGUGGUCUUUUGGAGUGCUCAUGUUUGAAAUGUUGACUGGCAACCUACCCUUCCAUGGAGCCACCAGGCAUGAAACAAUGACUCAAAUACUGAAAGCUAAGCUCGGAAUGCCAGCUAACCUCAGCGAAGAGGCUCAGUCCUUGCUGAGGGCUCUGUUUAAAAGGAACCCACAGAACAGAUUAGGCGCUGGCCCUAAUGGCAUUGAAGAUAUUAAGAAGCAUGAAUUCUUCGCGAAUAUAGACUGGGAUGGGUUACUAAAAAAGGAGGUUAUCCCGCCAUUCCGACCAGCUGUGGCUCGGGCUGACGAUGCGUACUAUUUUGAUUCUGAGUUUACGUGUCGAACUCCACGAGACUCCCCCGGAGUGCCAGCAUCCGCUAACGCCCAUGAACUCUUUCGAGGAUUCAGUUUUGUAGCCCCGUGCCUGCUCAACGAUGAUAACAACAAAACGGUCACAAAUGAAAACCAAAAUCACGCCGUGCAAACCAAGACAUCUACUGAAGAGUUUUGGGCUGGCUUUGUCAAUAGAAAUAACUUUUUUGACGAAUACCGACUAAUGGGUGAGCUAGGUACCGGAUCAUUUUCCGUUGUUCGCCUCUGUGAGCACAAAACAUCAAGAACGCAAUAUGCUGUGAAAAUCAUGGAUAAGUUACAAUAUGACCCGCGAGAGGAAAUCGAAAUAUUACUCAGAUAUAGCCAACACCCUCACAUAAUAACUCUUCGGGGCGUAUACGAAGAGGGCGGUCGCAUCUUAGCGGUAACAGAGCUUUGUCGUGGUGGAGAACUUUUAGAACACAUUACACAGCGCCGUUAUCUGCCUGAAAGGGAAGCGGCUCCAAUCCUGCGCAACGUUCUGCAUGCUGUGCACUAUUUGCAUUCUCACACGACAGUUCACAGGGACAUAAAACCCUCAAAUAUUUUAUUUGCAACCGCCAACAAGCGCCCUGAAGAUAUACGUCUUGUGGACUUCGGUCUCGCCAAGCAACUACGCGCUGAAAAUGGUCUUCUCAUGACCCCCUGCUAUACGGCUAACUUUGUCGCUCCGGAAGUCCUCAAACGCGCCGGAUACGAUGCAGCCUGUGAUAUAUGGAGUUUAGGUGUUUUGGCGUAUAUAAUGUUAUCAGGGAGGACACCCUUCGCUACGACGGGCGAUGACACGCCGGAAGCAAUCCUCGCUAGGAUCGAAUCUGGAAAGGUGGAAGUAUCCGGAGGGGCGUGGCGUUACGUGUCCAAUGAGGCACGCAAUUGCGUCCGACGUAUGCUCCAAUUGGAACCGUCGCUUCGUCCUCGUGCUGCGGAGCUGCUUCGCGAGUCGUGGCUCACUCGCCCUGGUCCUGGCCCUGCAACUGACCCACCCACACCAGACGACACACCGCCGGCUGCUGAUCUACGGCGUGCAGUCGACCUUACUUUCCAGGCGAUGACGUCAGCGCCCUUAACGCCUCACGUCCUUGGUCCCGUUUCUCAGUCGACUCUUGCGCAGCGCCGCAUCAAGCCACAACGAACUUUCUCUCCAACACAAUUGUAA